AUGCUUAAAAUUUCGUCACUUCAAUACUUUCUAUUACUCUUCUACGCAAGCCUCACAGUAACACAUCGAGUCGCGUAUAAUGGUGUCUUAUUUCACGAGUCAUCAGAUGCGACGAUUGUGAGCGACGAGUACAUUUACGUGCCAAUCGGGCACUCCGUUGAGCUUCCAUGCGUGGCCCGAGAAAAGACUCACCAAAUGCACAUCGAUUAUAAAAAGGCCGACUGGCGAUACUACACACGAUAUGGAAGAAAGAUGACAAGCUCUUACGGGAUACGCUACGAUAAAAGAAUCGAUCGCUUUCACUUCAAUGACACAACCUCUUUCCUGUCGGCGCGUUUCCUCCAGGCCAUUCAUAACAACACAAUGCUCGAGUGUUGGAUACCUAUCGGUUAUCAAGAGCCUGUCCGCUAUGUUGUAUCACGUUUCCGAAUCAUUAUUCAAGAUUGCGGUGUUGAAGACAAUGUAUUUCUUAAUCUCAUGAAUCCUUGUGCUUUUUGG
Mesorhabditis belari is the source of this 498-nucleotide messenger RNA. The record is from the annotation of a GenBank genome assembly. NCBI's taxonomy places the organism in Eukaryota, Metazoa, Nematoda, Chromadorea, Rhabditida, Rhabditidae.